UGGUGAUCCCAUACUCAACCACGACUUUGAUCAAUUAAUCGAACGGUUCGAGUCGUUUAUCCUGAGAUUCUCAAGAUUAGAAACAACUCAAACGCAGCUUGCCUUGUAAGAGAAGCCACAGUACCAUCAGCGUGAAGAACCUUGAAGACGCGACCGAUCACUUUCUUUAUGGCUUCGCAUCGAAUAACAAAUCAGCUGUGUCUUUUUCGAUAUCGAUGAUUGGUUCGCUCCCUGGAAUUAGAUAUUAUAACGGCGUAUCCAGUCUCGUCGACACGUUUUUCAUCAUCGAAUUUUCUCUUUCGUGUUUAGACUGAGCUGAGCUCACCACUCAGCACCGGACCAAGCUUGAUCGCACCAUGUCGCAAUUUCCACCAACCCCGACUUUUCCAGGCCCAUCAAAGUACGGGCAACACUGGUCGGCCCAUGUCUCGCAUAAUUCGAGCGGUCGGCCUGAAGCUGAUUUUCAUUCUAUGAACAAUCCCAUGGCUACAGGGAACUUCGCUACCCUGCCGUUUGUGACGCAUCCCGCUACGCAAUUACCGGGCCUCGGUAUGCCAUCUGACUCAAUUCCAUCUGUAUAUCUUCCACAUUCAUUUAGCGAAAACCUUGAUCCUGUUCCCCACCCUGGGGCAACAAAAGGCUCGAUUUUUUUCACGCCAGACGCCUCCCUCUCGACCCCCGCGUUUAGACAACCUCACCCAUCUGCAGCGUUUCAGCCGCAGGCAAAUCAACCAACAAUCAGCUCCCACGAGGGCUUUCUGCCAACAACGCAAGAUGAAACAGAUCGGGAAGAAGGCGAAGUCAGCGAUGCCUCGGGCAACGAAUCAGCCAAUUUGAGAAGCAAUCAAUAUCAAAGAGAACGUUCAGAAUCUCCUUACAAUCCACCAAUGACCAUUACCAUCGACCCAGUAACCGCUGCGUCCCAGAGAGCAACUCGCAGCUCCAGUGAAUUUGGAUCGCAAGACGAGUUUUCUGAAAGCUCUAAUAAUGAACCUUCAUAUAUUACCGGGAAGACUGUCGCUCAAAUUCGUGUCAUGGCUCAAGGGGCUUUGCUUGGGUUAGCUCCCCACAAUAUUCGAUUCCAUGAACUUUUGAAGGAAAACAUCGAUCCGAACAUUCUCAAACAACUAUAUGAUGAUAUCGGCAUCAAAAUUACUCAUUCUCUUUCGGAUUCUAAUUCGCUUGUUAAACAUGACACCAUCGAUCUUACAGCGACACCCGAGGCAUCCCGCAAAUACCCAACUACUAAUGUUACAAUUUCCCCACCGGCCAGUGCUCAAAUCAAUGCACCAAGCUCCGCCGUUUUAACAGAAAAAGAAGAACCCUCUGUGUCCCUCGCAGGAAAGCCGCUCGAGCGGAAGGACGUCAUUGCACGGAUGCUUGCUGCCAAAGCUAAAAAGUCUGCCAUCGCAGUCCCCAAGUCCAGAUCUGCCGAACCAACCCUCAGGCCGGCUUCCGUUAUGAUGAGUGAUACAAGCGAAGUCACAGAGGUUGCAGUAUCGCCCAAAGCCUCCGCGGCAACACAGCCCAAAGAGAAGAAUAAAGCCCAAACUGAGUUGGCGAGGCAGCGUAUUGAACAACUCAAGAAAAUGGGACUCAAAAGACAGCAAUUUCAACAAGAAAACUUCACCACAGCUCAAGGGACUGCAAAUAUUGCUCCAAAUUCCAAAACUAUAUCACCUCCCAUUUUAUCUCAUCCUCUACCGGAACGACCACCCUUCUCCGGUAAACCUCAGACGCCCCCACAAAUGACAACUUCCAAUAUACCUGGAAUCUCGACAUCCUCUUCAGAUGCCAAAUCAUCGCCUACACCGACAAAUAUUGAAAAUAUAUCAAGUAAUGCUACAAGACCUGGGAGAACUCCUGCCAAACGCCCUCGAGCUUCAGAUUUUGAUGAGUUUGUUCCGAAAUCCAAGAAGCCAUUAGUUACUGAAGAUCGAUUAGUCAUUGACAUCAGUGAGGAUGAAUCCUCGGACAAUGAUGGUAAUGACGCUGCAAUGCUAGAUGCGAUGGACGAUACCGCGUCCCAAAAGUCAAGUUUUCCCCAUUCGAGCGGACUGUCGUACCAGAGAUCGUCGGCGUCCGCCACCCCUCAAAAUCGCCUCAAUGACGCGGAAAGUCUCCGUCAGAAAGAUCUUGCAAUCAAGGCCAUGCGACGUCGGAUAGCUGAAUUUGAGGAAAAAAAGGCUAAGAAAGGAAAUGAAACCACAGUAUCAUCUGUUUCGGCGUCCGAAUCUCUUGGAUCAACCGAUAACCUACCUGGAACUACAAAUAACCGGUUAGAAGCCCCACAGGCUUUGCUUGCCAAGUCCACUGCUUCCAACAUAUCUAUGGAUUCUCCAAUUCAAUUGUUAGCGUCGAUGGAUCUUUCUGAUUUAGAUAAAAUGAGGCUCAAGUUAUUACGCAAACAAGAAAUCGAAACGGGUCUACCGACUUUAGAUGACGAGAUAUCAAGGAUUCAGGCCAAGCUAGCGGGAUUCAAAACCCAAGAAGAGGGACUCUUGGCUGAGAUCGUUAAAGGUCGGGAAGGACGGAAACAACUGAUGGAUGAGCUGGAGACGCUCAUCAUAGAAACGCAGGGAUUAACCAUGGAAGCAGUUCAAGCAGCUACGGAAGAAAAACAGCGUGCCGACGCUGCACAAGGAAAUUCCUUUGAUAAUGAAGCUAAUGCUACUUCUCCUAACACUCAAGCGCGAAUAUCUGAAGACUCGAAACUCAUAAAACCCCAAUCCGUGAAUCAAACUCUGCCAGUUGACCACGAAAUUUCUUCUAUUGGUCAUGGCUCUCCCGAGACCUGUGAGGAUCCCUGUGAUAUCUUUGAACCUCAAGACUCGAACUUGGAAGCGUCAGACUCGUCAAUGGAUGAGUCUUCUAGCAGCCCAGAGCCAAGUUCAAUAGAAGAAGAGUUAGAACCCGAGCCCGAGCCUGAACCUCAAAUCUCAACAUCAUUACCGAGCAAUGAGUCUCCUAAUAUACAUAAUCUGGAUAGUGACCCUUUGCCAACCGGUGGUUCUGAGGAUGUUCUCGAUAUGCCAGGAAAUGCGGAGUCAAAUGAACCAGUCGCUGAAAAUCUUGAGCGCAAUACUUCUCAGGACUCUCUCAUGGUGUCUGACAAUUAUGAGCCCCCAGAACCUGAAGACGGAGAGGAAGUGUAUUCUCCCCAACUAGGUCCCAGUGGUGACGAUGUAGAGAUGGACACUAUCCCCGUUUCUCCAUCCUCUCACAGUGAGGCUGACGUGGAACUAACCCCCAAGCUUCAGGAACAAGUUGUCAUUGCAUCGAAAAAUGAUGCUCUUGACAAUGUAGACAGGGCUAUCAAGACAUUUAAAUUCUCGCCCUAUGAAAGUCCUUUGAAAUACUUCAGAGCCUAUCGUUAUCAUCCCAAUUUCGCACAGGAAGUUAGUGACAGCUAUCGAUCACUGAAAUACAGUCAUAAGAUUGAUCCAUCUCUGGCCAUUUGCCCCUACGAAUCCGCUGGAGGGGUAUGCAAUGAUACUACAUGCGAAUUUCAGCAUUGGCGCGACAUGGUGAUGCCCGACGACAAGAUCCUUGUUGAAAUGGGUAACCAGCGGGAAGGCAAAACGGCAGAGGAAAGAGACGAGUUCCUUGAAGGAUUGAAAACCAUCAUCAACACAUUGCAGCGCGAUCAGGUGAAAGAUUUCUUUACCGUUGCCAACGAGAUUGCCGCAUACCGUAGACGCUUCCUUUCGGAUCCUUCACGAAUUCUUCCUUUGUAACCUGCAUCCGGUAUGACUCCCUUAUACCUUUCAGUCGGCGCAAACAGAAUUAUCUGUUAACGGCCGAUCUUUGCAUCUUGAAAUCAUUGCGCAACUUCCAUACGAGUUGCCUGACCCAGUUUCUGACUUCCAUUUGCAAACCUCUUUUUUUUGGUUUCUUCAGUUCAUACCCCGUUUUUUAUUUGCAUGAAUACAGGUAUGCUUUGCUCCUAAGCGUAGCAUUGGAGGCGUUUUUCCUCGUCUUGUGUGGCACAUUGGCAUCCUUCUGCAUUUUCAGGAUCCAAUACUUAAUGGUACUAGGUAUCAUUUGGCAGUCACUAGACUGCCCGCGCGACGUAGAACGAUCAAGUUAGAUCUUGCCAUCUACGGGGCGAGUCAGACUUUGAUGCUGGGCAACAAGCCAAUGGCACAUCGCUCUCUCUUAGCAUAGUGAAUUAAUUACGUUAAUUAAAGUUGAUAUUCC
This is a messenger RNA of Talaromyces proteolyticus, 4200 nucleotides long. RefSeq lists its product as uncharacterized. The record is from RefSeq and is a predicted model, not a curated record. The coding region runs from base 357 to 3737 and encodes 1126 amino acids. Lineage: Eukaryota; Fungi; Ascomycota; Eurotiomycetes; Eurotiales; Trichocomaceae. The transcript is spliced from 5 exons. Gene Ontology annotation, cellular component: nucleus; exosome (RNase complex).